ACGAGAGCGAGAGACAAACCAGCCAGCCAGCCAUCAAGACACGUGGUCUCUGCACGACAUUCAGAGCACACCAGCCAGCAGCUAGCACAGCAGUUUGUUGAUCUGCACCCUUGCAGCCCGCGCCGUCGAGACCAGCAGCGAUGAAGCGGGUGGUGCAGACGGAGUCGGGAGACUUCCGCAUGCAGUUUAUGACAGUGCAGCAGCUUGUGCAACGCAUCCCAGCCCCAACAGCGCGCCUGUACCAGGAGCACAAGGUCGGAGGCAGCGUCUACGGCACGGCCAGCGAUGACCACGUGCCCGAUGUGCCGUACUUUGACGAGGCCCUGCUCAAGUGGAAGGAGCUGGAGCUCUCCAGCGAGUUUGAUGCCUUUGCACGCAGCAUUCGCGGGCUCACGGGCUCGCUUGAGCUGCUUCUCCACAACAGCAGCAAGCUCGUGGCGCGGAUCGCCGAGCACGCCCAGGUGGAGCACAGCCCGGCCAUCCCAGCCAUCCUGGACCUCACCGUGCACUUGGCACGCGAUCUCAGGGAACACUUUUACAAGCACUUCCCAAAGGUGUUUGACGCGCUUGUGGUCAUCCUGGACCAAGAGCGCCGUGGCCAGGAGUCCAUCAACAACAUCAACGCCACCUUCCACUGCCUCGUGUUUCUGUACAAGCAGCUGCGUGGCAGCAUCUACGCAGACCUCGACAAGUUCUUCAAGAUCAGGGCCGUCAAGCUGCUUGGGCCCGGCUUUUCGGAGUCUGUGCGCAACAUGGCUGCAGACGCAUAUGCGUUCUUGCUGCGCAGCGCCCCUGCCGAUGUCCUUGCCGCCCACAUCCCCACCCUCUGCGGAUACGUCGCCGAAAAGGGCGGGCGCCAGCUGACGCAGUCUACAGCGCGCGUUGCGUAUGGGACAGUGACCACUGCCGACCAGAAGAUGCGCUCCAACCACGCCACCGUCCUGCCCAUCUGGUUCGAUAUCAUCACCUGGCAGGCAAAGCUCAACCAGGUGUUUACGAGCGCGUCGUACUCCAUCCUGUACAACCUCGUCUCGCUCUUCUGCAACAAGUUCGCGCCAGAACCGCUCGUGCCCAUCACACUGUUUGUGUCCAAGCUGCUGAUCAAUAGCCAGCAGCAGCUGGUGGCAGCCCCAAAGUCCCUGGCAGCAACCGUCGCCUUUAUGAGGUGCACGGGCCUCGCCUCUGAGCUGUGCGUCAGCCACCAGGGGCGACUGGUGAAGCCAGCGCACCUCAAAACAUUCCUCGCUCCAGUCAAGGCGCUCGUGCCAGCGUGGGAGACGAUUGCGCCUGUUGUUCGUCGCGAGUCGCUGCUGUUCGCCGCCAGCAUCGCCCGCCGUCACCCGGAGUUCGUCGCAGACACAGACACCCUUGACGCACUCAAGCCCGCCAGACUCACCCCAGACCAGUUUGCGGCUUUCUCCGAUGCACUGUGGCGUUCGGGCCCCCUCCGCCCAAUGUCCAUCCACCUCAUCCUGCACCACGCCAUCGCCAUCAUCACCCCGCUCGAGCGCGACCCGCAGGCUGGAAAGUUUCCAAAAGCUGUGCAGAACGUGCUUGCGGCGCUGUGGUCCCUCACGUUCGCUCAAUUCCCCUCAGCAGAGGCGCUUCCCCUCACCCUCCACGCCCACAGAGACAAGCGGCUUCAGAUUAUGCGCGCGUCCUCGGGCAAGUACCUGAGCCGCACCCCUGACAUGCUGCUCCGCCUGACCAUGGCAUACCUGCUUGGCCUGCACCACGUCAACCUCACGCUGCUGUGGGCCGACGCGAAGAAGGCGCUUGGCGAGUUUGCCCGCUACCGCCCGCUCGUGCUGUGGACGCUCUUUGAGGACAAGUUCAUGCGCGUGCUUGACGCGAGCGUGGAGAUGGGCGAGAUCAUGACGGAGCAGGCGCGCACCAUUGGCCAGCAGCAGGUGACAGACUCGGCACACCGCAUCGUCGACGACCGCUUGGACGUGCUGUCGUUCCGGUGUCUGGUGCACCCGCUGGAGCAUCGCAUCAACCUUCUGCAGAAGCCGGACUGGGACAACAACAUGACACAGGUUGCAGACCGGUUUGUCAACGCCGUGUGCCCGCAACCGCGCGUUGAUGUGCUCAAGCUCAUGCAAACCUUUGCCGAGCUCGCCAACACCUGGCCCCUCCUCACCGAGCAAAAGCACAGGACGCUGGUUGAGAAGUUCCUCCAGCUGCACGACGACUACCUGGUGGUCGAAGAGGGAGCAGGAAAACUGCAGGACAUUUCCGUCGCAAACGCCGGCCUCGCGGGCAUUUCGAUGCAGUCGCUCGGCAUUGAGGAUCUUGGCGGCGACCUCGACAAUCUCAGUGACGAUGAGAGCGUCAGCAAUGACGACGACGACGACGACAAUGAUGAACGGCGCAGGAAGCGCAGCGCGAUGCAGCACGACGGCCGUGGUGGUCGUGGUGGUCGUGGUGGUCGUGGCGGUCGUGGUGGUCGUGGUGGUCGUGGUGGUCGUGGUCGUGGUCGUGGUGGUCGUGGUGGUCGUGGCGGUCGUGGUGGUCGUGGUGGUCGUGGUGGUCGAGGACGUGGUGGUCGUGAUAGCAAGCGCCCCAAGCGGGAGAAUGACACCUUUAACGACAAAGUUGACGACGAUGACACGAAGCGCGAUGGUACCGACGCCACCAACGAUGGCGACGAUGCUAUGCAGGCGUAUGACCCAACGGCGGCUGCGCGUCGCCGCGUGUUCUGGCGGCGGCGGCAGAUGGUGCGCAUGGUGCGCAAGCGUCGAAAGGUCGCGCUGAGCCAGAUGGAGGCCAUGCUCUCUGUGCUCGCCAGCUUCAACAACGGAAAGGCGCUGAUGGAGUGGGAGCGCCUGCAGGCGAUUGUGCACAACUUCCUGCACCAUUCUGACGCGAACAUCCGCGCCAACGCCCUCAAGGCGAGCGCUUCGUUCAGCCGCGUGGUGCGCAAGUACCUGGAGCCCAUGAUGGCCGUCAACACGGAGAUGGGGCCCCAGCUCACAGAGCGCUUGAAGACAUUCAACGUCGCCUCCCCAGCCGUCGUAGCACCGGAGCAUGUUGAAGAGGUGACGACCGUGUUCUUCCGGCUGCUGCAGGCCAAGAUGUUUGCGCGCAAGGGCAAGUCCCAGAAGUACUCGCCCAAGUUCCAGCGCGCCCUCAUUCUCCGCUACUUGGCCGACUGCCGCACAGAGGGCGGUGAGGGCUUUGUGCUCGAUGCGUUCCUGCAUCUGCUCGUGCUGCCGUUUGCACAGUCGCCAACGCCACCCGUCUCCGUUGCGCCGGGCGCCGCUGUGGAUGUGGACGCGCUGCUGGCGGAGUUCAACGUCGGCACAGACGUGCACGCAGCCGUUCCGCUCAACCGCCAAGUCGGUUUCCUGAUGCUUGCCGAGUCGCUGCUGAAGGUGUUUGGCACGCGUCUGCAGCCGCACCUGCCGAUGAUGGUGGCCAUCAUGGUGCAGAUGGCGCGCGAGGCCCACGCCCUGCUCGCCCGUCGUGACGAGGUCGCCCCGCGCUACAUCCGUGAACUCAGGAUGAUCCGCAAGCUCAGCAUCCGCCGCCUCUGCAGCCUCUACAACUUCUUCAACGCGAAAUUGCUGGAGCCGUUUGCGAGCGCGGUGCACGCGCACGUGAUUGGGCCGCAGGUGGCGUCGCUGUAUCACGAAUGCUCAAACGCCGUCGUCCCCAUCCUCCAACUCCUCAUCACGUGGAGCGAGGAUCCGAACAUGCACCGCCUGUUCAACAUCAGCGGCAGCGCCGUCCUCUCGCGCGUGUUUGAGGUCUUGUCACACCCGCGCAUCGCCUUCCCCGUUGAGCGUGAGGUCAUUGGCAUGGCAGACAACCUCCUCCCAGGCACAGCAGGUCGAAUGUCCAAGGUUUCGGAAGAGGACAAAGACAGUUCUGUCAUGGAGCCGCACAUUCCAAAACUCGUCUCCUCCCUCUACGCUCUCAUGAUCCGCCAAGCCGCCGAGGCCAGGGACCGCAACAGCAUUGCCCGCUUCUCGUGGGUGAAGCUCUCUGUUCUCGCGCGUAUCGCUCCGUUCGCAACGGAGGAAAAGGACGCAAAGCUGCUGGCGCAACUGCUGGUGCCGUAUCUCGAGGUGCACACGCGUCGCGUCUCCGAGAACAGGAAAGCGCUCAUCCUCAGCGUCCUCGCCGAUUCCUUCCGCAAAUUUGGCGACUCCCUGCAGUAUGCUGGGGUCAUGUGCACCCUGUUUGGCUGGCUGGCAACAGACAAUGCGCGCCUGGCGCUGUGCAAGACAGUUGAUGCAAUGGCCAAUGCCGACGCCACCGAACUCAAACCCAUCGUGGACAUCCUCUACGACCUCAACGCCACAGCAAAGGGCAAGCUGGGCGUGUCGUUUGACUUUGUCAAGCGGUUGUCUGCGCUUGAGCGGGUGCGGAACGCCGUGGACGAGUUCACGCGUCUUCAGCUGGAGGCGCUCAUUGAGGCCGUCACCAACCUCAUCUUCCUCGAAGACUUCUCCCUCAGAACGGGUGCUGUGGAGACGAUCAUGGUGAUGAUCAACUCCAUCAUGGGCCGCGACAACAGGCGCUCUUUGCUCCACGUCAUCGUGAAGAAGCGGCUGCUUCUCGUCUUGAAGCGGGCGAUCCGGUCCGAUCUCGACAUGACGCGGGCGGCGGCGCUGGAGCUCUUGCAGUUCAUCACCGCCAACGUCAGUGGUGACGGCAUCCUGGCAGACAUGGUGCCGCUGCUGCCCCACAAGGGCGAGGACGAGACCAAGUGCUUCUUCCGCGGAAUGCGAAGCGUGAAGCAGAUUGAGCGGUCGCGAGCACUCCUGCGCAUCGCCCGCACCAUUGGCAUGAAGCGCGUGCAGCACAAGCAGCAGGAGGAUGACAACGACGUUGAUGGCAGUGGCGACGCAGACGUCUCUCGUCCAUGCACGCUCCGGUUUUCACACAGGUUUACACAGGACACCAUCACGGGGUUCCUGCUGCCGCUGGCGCUGCGCGCAAUUGCAGACGGCGGCGAUGACGCCGACGCCUCGUUUGUCGACGUCGCAAUCGAUGCCAUCGGCGCGCUGGCUGGUCAGAUGCACUGGCCGCUGUAUCUGCAGACGCUGCGACGGCACCUGUCGACGGUGCGGCGGCAGCGCGUGGUGGAGAAGAGGAUGGUGCGGGCUGUGGUGGCCGUGCUGGACAGCUUCCACUUUGACACCAAGGCAGAGGUUGUGGCAGCAGAGGAGGAAGGGAAAGACACGCACAAGAAGAAGAAGGGACAGGAAGUACAAGUGAAGGUUGUCAAGGAUGAGGAGGACGAUGAUGAUGAUGAUGAUGAGGAGGAGGGCGGUAGAAAGAAGAAGCGCAAAACGACGACGAAGGAGCGCGAUGGAGAUGAGGAUGAUGAAGAUGACGAAGAUGACGAAGAUAAAGAUGAAGAUGACGAGGAUGAGGACGACGAUGAAGAUGAUGGAGACAACAACGACGCCGCCGAUGCCGGUCUUGAUGAUGAUGAGGAUCUGCUUCGCGAGAUUGAUGAGGAGGACGACUACGACCCCUCUGCCGUCCACAAGAGCAUGGUGCUGUUCAUUCUGCCAAAGCUGAAGAAGAUGCUGACCUUCAAGCAGGAGGAGCGCGUCGUCGUUCGCCCCAUUGUCGCCACGGCGGUUGUUCGCCUGCUCAUGCUGCUGCCAAAGCGCACCAUGCACGACCACCUCCCAAGCACCGUCAGCAAAGUUGCAUCCGUGCUUCGCGACAGGAUGGACAGCAUCCGGUCUGAGGCGCGCUACACGAUGGUGCAGCUCGCCAAGAUGCUCGGGCCCGUGUACUUUGACUUUAUCCUUCGGGAGAUGCAGACGGCGCUGCGACGCGGGUACCAGCUCCACGUCCUCGGUUACACCAUCCACAGCAUCCUCCAGACCAUCCUCCCACAGCUCACCACUGGGGAUCUUGACUCGUGCCUGGAGCAGCUGCUGCCCAUCUUCAUUGACGACAUCUUCGGGACGGUGGCGGAGGAGAAGGAGGCAGAGGAGAUACCGCGCAAACUGCUCGAGAUGAAGGCAGAGAAGAGCUACAGCUCAUUUCAAGUUGUUGCACAGUUCCUCUCGCCGUCAAAGUUCCAUGCGCUGAUGAGCCCGCUGCAGUCGCUGCUCGCCGUGACGGAGGUUCGCCGCACCGUGAACAAAGUCGAGAAGAUCCUGACGUUUGUGUGCAACGGCUUCCUGGACAACACGGCCGUGUCCACGCCGCAGCUGCUCGAGUUUGCGCUCACCGUCGUUGACCAGCACAUUGGCCUGAGCCAAGCCGGCGUCAAGCUCGGCGAGAAAGUCAAGCGGCGCGAUGCGUCGAUGCUGAUUGUGCAGCCGCUCAAGGCGCGCACUUCGCGCAAGACGCGGACCAAGACGACGUACAACACCAACGCACACGUCAUUGUGGAGUUUGGCCUCAGCAUCCUGCAGGGCCUGCUCAAGGGCGGGGUACUGGACUUUGAGGACACCAAGCAGCGUGAUGUUGUGAACCGGUUUGCGGGCCCGCUGGCGUCGUGCCUGUUUUCAAAGUACAGCAAAACGCUGUCCAUGUCAGCCAUGUUGUGGUCGUUUAUCCUCCCGCACAUUGCGCACAUGCCAGCCAUGUCCUCCAAGGUGAUCGAGAAAGUGUUUCUGCGGCUGAUGAAGCUGUAUGAGCAGACGACAGGCAACCAGGAGACGUUUACCGCCGUCACCAACACGCUCAUCUCCCUCAUCCGCAACGCCACGUCGUUCCGCCCGCCGCAGCACCACAUUGAGAAGCUGCUCUCGAGCGUGCACAUGGACAUGGACAACCCAGACCGCCAGGCCAUCAUGUUUGACGUGGUGCGCGCAGCCAUUGAGCGCGAGUACAAGCUGCCGGUCGUGUACGACAUCAUCGACAGAAUACAGGAGAUUGUGGUGCAGUCGCAGUCGGACACGGCGCGGAAGCGUGCGCGAGAGACGAUGCUGGCGUUUUUGAAGAAGUGCGAGGUCAACUCGAAGCGCGUCCUGAACCACAUCAUGUUCCUCCUCACCAACCUCGCGUACAAAUACGAAGCAGGUCGCAAGUCUGUGAUGCAGAUGCUGACGGAGAUUGUGAAGAAUUUGCCAGAAUCGAUGGUCGUCAAACACGCCGACCUCAUGUUCAUGACGUUCGCGCAGCACUUUGGAAACACAGAGGAGUCGAGUACACGAAGUGCAAUGCAGCGACUGCUGCAGCUGCUGCUCUCCCGCGUCCCUGCCGCAAAGCGCCAGGAGUUCUUCGACAUGGCCGUCCGCUGGCUCAAGGAGGAGAAGCUGCCUGUGCGGAGUCUCGGGCUUCGCCUGCUGGUCGUCUUCAUUGAUCAGCGCCCGCGCGCAUUCAAGGACCAGGCGCCAGCAAUUCUCGCCACGCUGGCAGACAUCAUCACCACCGCAGAGGACCUCAAGGUGUAUCUGCGUGAUGGGGAAGUUGAAGAGCAGCAGCCGGGCGGCGACCGCUGGUUCCUCCUCUUCCAGGCCCUCACAUGCACACAGAAGAUGGUGGAUGGCGUGUCGGGUUCCAUCACUCUUCUCGCCAAGAAGCAUGCGGACGUGUGGCCGCGUCUUCAGAGCCAUCUGCUGUACUCCCACGCGUGGGUUCGGUUGGCUGCCGGUCGCCUCAUGAACACCUUCCUCCAGCGCACCUGCUCAGCGGAGUUUGUGUCGGAUCCUGAGCGCGUUAAUGAGCUGGCACAGGCGUUUACGACGCAGGUUCGGUCGCGCAACCUUGGAGAGGAGAUGGUGGAAGUGCUGGUGAGCAACUUGACCAAGGUCGCGCAGCUGCAGAUGGCGACGGCGGCGCGCGCAAACCAGCUCUUCACCACAAGCCAUGAGCAGCAGCAACGGCAGCAAGAGGAUGACAGCAGCGAUGUGCCGAGGAAGAAGAAGGCGAAGAAGUCGGUCUGGCUCAGCGACACCCAUGCCGAAGCCAAAGACCAUGAGGCGGCUGAUCUUGUGCUGCACGAGGGACCGUUCGAGCAGCUCAUGCACGAGCUCACCGGCAUUGCCAUGCGAGAGGUGCUGUAUCGUGAGGGCAACAUGCAGCGACGGGUUGUGUUCGCGUGGUACCGACACGUUGCUCGGUUCCUCAGCGAUGCGAAGAAGGUUGCAGCCGUCCUCCCCUACAUGACACGCGCCCUCUUCAGGACGAUGGAGCGGUGGGACCAGCCCGAGGACAUUCAAGAGCUGGCGAAAUCGACGCACGACUUGAUCCGCGGCAUUGUCGGGGCGAAGCGCAUGUCCAACGCCAUGAGCGAAGAGAAGCACAAGGUGUCGGCCAAGCGUGCUGUCAGACGCCAGCGCGAGCAACAAGAGCUCAUCACAAACCCGAAAAAGGCGCUGCGGCGCAAAGCGCGAUCGCACGAGCUCAAGCGGGAUGCGCGCCGGCGCAAGAACGCGGCGGAGAAGGACGCGCGCAUUGGCGGCAUGCCCAUCAACCCCGUGGAGCUCAAGAAGCUGCACAACAAGCGGCGCGAGCACAACCGGAAGCUCAACCUCAUGGACGAAUAGCCCCUUGCUUUGCUUGGUGCCGUUUCGUGCUCCGUGUGUGUGUGUGUGUGUGUGUGUGUGUGUGUGCGUGUGCGUGUGUGUG
Molecule: messenger RNA, 8553 nt
Organism: Salpingoeca rosetta
Lineage: Eukaryota; Choanoflagellata; Craspedida; Salpingoecidae
Exons: 44
Coding region: 141-8471 (2776 amino acids)
Cellular component (GO): 90S preribosome; small-subunit processome; nucleolus
Source: RefSeq, a predicted model, not a curated record